UCAAGGUUUUUUUUUUUUUUUCUGCUGCUUAGUAAGCAUGGAUCAUCAUAGAAUCUUCUGAUUGGCUCUUCAUGAGUCUGGUCAUUGGAUUUAUUUGUCCAUAUCCAGUUUGAUAAUUCCAAUGACGACUCUUGUUUGGUCCGGAUGUUGAAAUGAUGGGUGAGCUGAAAUUCGGUUCCUCCAGAUUAGUGCAGAAUACGUCUUCUUGUAAAUGAAGUGAUCAAAUAAAGACCUUGCUUGUCUCGGCUCUACCAUAUUAGCGUCUGUCCAUCUCUUUCCUGCGGAUCAUCUCCAAAGAAAGAUGGCAUCAAUUCCUUCCCGUGUAUGGCCUUCUGCACUGCUGUCAAUCGUUUUAGUUGCUUUUUGCGGAUUAGCAGAUUGCUUUGAUCCCUUGGAUCCAAAUGGAAACAUUACCGUUACUUUCGACAUUCACCAAUGGACAACUGAUGGCUAUGUGGCAAGGGUUACUACCCAGAACUACUAUCAGUAUCGCCAUGUGGACAAACCUGGGUGGAAACUAGGGUGGACUUGGGCCAUGAAUGAAGUGAUAUGGUCAAUGAGUGGUGCCUUUGCCACAGAGCAAGGCAAUUGCUCAUCCUUCAAAUACCAGGUACCACACUCCUGCAAGAAAGACCCUACCAUAGCUGAUCUCAUGCCAGGAGCCUUACCACAAAACAAGUCGGAGGAUUGCUGCCGUGGUGGUCUUCUUUCUGCUUGGGCAAUCAACCCUGCCGCGUCAUUCUCUUCCUUUGAAAUUACAGUUGGCAACAUAGGGGAAAAUACUUAUGUGCAAGCGCCUCUAAAUCUUACUUUAAUGGCACCAGGUCCUGGUUACACCUGUAGCCCAGUUUUGGACACUGAUCCCACAGUUUCUUCAGAUAUUGGGGGUAGAAGACAAGUUCAGGUUUUCAGAACUUGGCGAUCAACAUGCACUUACUCGAGCUUUUUGGCAAACAAAACUCCAGUCUGCUGUGUUUCACUUUCCACAUUUUACAAUCCCACCAUCACAUCAUGCCCCAAGUGCAGCUGUGGAUGCAAAGAUGCAGACAAAAGAACAGAAUCAUGCAUAAGCCAUACCGGAGAAGUUGACCGCUCAUCAAGCCUGGAUUUGGAUGACGUAGUUCAAUGCACUGAUCACAUGUGCCCGGUUCAAGUCCAUUGGCAUAUUAAGAACAAUUAUAUGAAUCAGUGGAGGGUGAAACUGACAAUUUCUAACUACAACUAUAGAAGAAACUUCUCAGACUGGAAUGUGCUGGUUCAGCAUCCUGGUUUCAGCCAACAAGCAAAAACAUACAGUUUCAACAAUAAAAUGCUUCCCACGCUUGGGUUUGGAGAUGAAGUUGCUCUCCUUUGGGGGUUAGAGUUCUACAAUACUGAACUGUUACAUGCUGAUGAGGAUCAACUGGGUUCAGUGAACACGGAGAUACUUUUGAACAAGGAUUCUCACUCCUUUACACUAAGCAAUGGAUGGGCUUUCCCAAGAAGAAUAUACUUCAAUGGUGAAAACUGUGAAAUGCCUCUCCCGGACACUUUCCCAAUGCUUCCAAAUGGUGGCUGCAGCUCAAGACCGAGUUACUACCAAAUCAUUCUUCUGAUAUUCUUUACUUUCGUAACACUAGCAACUUGGCUUUGAUCAAUAAAAUUCAAACACUAUUCGAUUUUAUUUCUUGAAAAUUUUUUAAUUACCAAAUGGUUGAUGAUGUACUAUAUGUAUGCGUCAGAGUCUACAUGA
Molecule: messenger RNA, 1732 nt
Organism: Juglans regia (Persian walnut)
Lineage: Eukaryota; Viridiplantae; Streptophyta; Magnoliopsida; Fagales; Juglandaceae
Product: COBRA-like protein 1
Exons: 6
Coding region: 302-1633 (443 amino acids)
Biological process (GO): plant-type cell wall cellulose biosynthetic process; cellulose microfibril organization
Cellular component (GO): plasma membrane
Source: RefSeq, a predicted model, not a curated record